This is a messenger RNA of Hyla sarda, 1047 nucleotides long. RefSeq names its product olfactory receptor 1361-like. Gene Ontology annotation, biological process: G protein-coupled receptor signaling pathway. Bases 1 to 1047 code for a protein of 348 amino acids. The record is from RefSeq and is a predicted model, not a curated record. Lineage: Eukaryota; Metazoa; Chordata; Amphibia; Anura; Hylidae. Gene Ontology annotation, cellular component: membrane. The transcript is spliced from 3 exons. Gene Ontology annotation, molecular function: olfactory receptor activity; G protein-coupled receptor activity.
AUGACAAACCACGCAGAUGCCCCCUGCAAUCAGCAGCUGAAUUCUGCCGUCAUAUCAGAUACAUGGCUACACUGGAAAGACUUCUCCCUGACUCUUCAUGGCCCCACCUCUCAGAUGUCAAUUCUGAUGGAAAAUUACACCUAUGAAUUCUUUAUUUUAACUUUUCCUACACAAACAAAGAACAAGUCCUAUUUAUCUCUUAUCUUUGUCCUGAUAUACCUGACCGGAGUGAUCGCUAAUUCAUUGACUAUUAUAGUCAUAUACAAUGAUAAUCACCUACACACACCCAUGUAUCUAUUCCUGUGUAAUUUAUCCAUUAUCGACAUUGUCUACACAUCGACCACAGUCCCUAAGUUGGUUGACAUGUUCCUGACUGGUGACUAUACCUUGUCCUUCACUCAAUGCUUCACCCAGAUGUACUUCUUUGGUCAUGUGGCUACUACAGAGGACCUUCUACUUUCCAUUAUGGCUUAUGAUCGAUAUGUCGCCAUUUGUAACCCUCUACAUUAUCACAGUGUAUUGAGUAAGAAGAACUGUGUCCUGUUCAUGGCUCUUGCCUGGGUUUCGGGGUUUAUAAAUUCUACUGUUACAACCUUUGUCUUAUCCAAGAUACCAAUGUGUUAUUCUAAUACAAUCCCACAAUUCUUUAGCGAGUUUAAGGCCUUUGAAAAAAUCUCCUGCCCCAAUGCUGGUUUCCAGUUGAUCAGUUACCUUGAAGCUUUAAUCUUUGGUCUCGGCCCUUUUCUGUGUAGUAUAAUUUUCUACAUUAAAGUCAUCAUUGUUAUCUUAAAUUUCAAAACCAAUGACGGGAGAAGAAAGGCUUUCUCAACCUGCUCGUCCCACCUCAUUGUCCUCACUACGUAUUAUGUUACCUGGAUGUCCAUGUAUAUAAUGCCACCAUAUAAAGAUACCCGGGUCUUUGAACUCACUUUUUCUGUCCUAUAUGCAACCAUUAUUCCCAUGUUAAACCCUCUAAUAUAUAGUAUACGGAAUAAAGAUGUAAAGAGAGCUCUACUGAAACUGGUGGGGUGCCAAGUCAGAAGAUAA